UUCACACAGAGGAACAUUCUAAGGAUUUACCCCAUAGAAACUUAAAGUUGCCUCCUCAAAUUACCAACCACAUGUUGGAUGGAUGCAUGGAGCUCAAAUGGUUGUGUCUAAUGUGCAAGGAUGUGAUAAAUCACUAUGGUUGAUGCAUGGGAUGUUUACAGCCAAUGAUGAGGCCCUGCCUUUUUUAUGCACAAGGGCUCAAAUGAUGAGGUUUUUUUAUCCUAAAAAGACCUUGAUAGUGACAAAGACAUUGAAGGUGAAAGCAUUUAUGGCUAAUGGAUGUCACUUGGAUUUUAAUCAAACCCCCUUGAUUCAUUCUCCCCACAGACUUCUACACAGAAGUUAGUAAGGUCCGUUUUGUUUUUCUGAUAAUUCGAGAAUUUGAUUCCUAUUUUUAGUUAUUGUUGAAAUCAGUUACAUUCCUAUCUUAUAACAUAGUAUACUCACAUUGCUAAAUAUCUCAACACUCAUUGCACUAUACGUUUCACUUCACAUCAGUAUUUUGCAGAGCUCUGAUCACGUCAUAUGCAGCUGGUUGU
Messenger RNA from Rosa rugosa (rugosa rose), 539 nucleotides. Its product is annotated as phosphoinositide phospholipase C 6-like. The coding region runs from base 83 to 346 and encodes 87 amino acids. Gene Ontology annotation, biological process: intracellular signal transduction; lipid metabolic process. The record is from RefSeq and is a predicted model, not a curated record. The transcript is spliced from 3 exons. NCBI's taxonomy places the organism in Eukaryota, Viridiplantae, Streptophyta, Magnoliopsida, Rosales, Rosaceae. Gene Ontology annotation, molecular function: phosphatidylinositol-4,5-bisphosphate phospholipase C activity.